This is a messenger RNA of Gorilla gorilla gorilla (western lowland gorilla), 1935 nucleotides long. RefSeq names its product progestin and adipoQ receptor family member 6 (gene PAQR6). Gene Ontology annotation, molecular function: signaling receptor activity. Gene Ontology annotation, cellular component: membrane. Bases 116 to 1489 code for a protein of 457 amino acids. The transcript is spliced from 8 exons. Lineage: Eukaryota; Metazoa; Chordata; Mammalia; Primates; Hominidae. The record is from RefSeq and is a predicted model, not a curated record.
CAUCAGCCUGGCUGGCAGCAGCCUUGGACUCCGCCCGUGGAGCCCUGGGCCUGUUGACCCACCAGCUUAGGAGCACCCACCAAGCUCUGGGUCAACGUGGAGGUACCAGGCCACCAUGCUCAGUCUCAAGCUGCCCCAACUUCUUCAAGUCCACCAGGUCCCCCGGGUGUUCUGGGAAGAUGGCAUCAUGUCUGGCUACCGCCGCCCCACCAGCUCGGCUUUGGACUGUGUCCUCAGCUCCUUCCAGAUGACCAACGAGACGGUCAACAUCUGGACUCACUUCCUGCCCACCUGGUACUUCCUGUGGCGGCUCCUGGCGCUGGCGGGCGGCCCCGGCUUCCGUGCGGAGCCGUACCACUGGCCGCUGCUGGUCUUCCUGCUGCCCGCCUGCCUCUACCCCUUCGCGUCGUGCUGCGCGCACACCUUCAGCUCCAUGUCGCCCCGCGCGCGCCACAUCUGCUACUUCCUGGACUACGGCGCGCUCAGCCUCUACAGUCUGGGCUGCGCCUUCCCCUAUGCCGCCUACUCCAUGCCGGCCUCCUGGCUGCACGGCCGCCUGCACCAGUUCUUUGUGCCUGCCGCCGCACUCAACUCCUUCCUGUGCACCGGCCUCUCCUGCUACUCCCGUUUCCUGGAGCUGGAAAGCCCUGGGCUCAGUAAGGUCCUCCGCACAGGAGCCUUCGCCUACCCAUUCCUGUUCGACAACCUCCCACUCUUUUAUCGGCUCGGGCUGUGCUGGGGCAGGGGCCACAGCUGUGGACAGGAGGCCCUGAGCACCAGCCAUGGCUACCACCUCUUCUGCGCGCUGCUCACUGGCUUCCUCUUCGCCUCCCACCUGCCCGAAAGGCUGGCACCAGGACGCUUUGAUUACAUCGGUGAGGGCACGCCUGGCCCGGCCUGGGAAGAGGCAGGGGCAGAUGCCUUCCCAGAGCACAGAAUGAACUGGGCCACAGCCACCAGCUAUUCCACAUCUGUGCAGUGCUGGGCACCCACUUCCAGCUGGAGGCAGUGCUGGCUGAUAUGGGAUCACGCAGAGCCUGGCUGGCCACACAGGAACCUGCCCUGGGCCUGGCAGGCACAGUGGCCACACUGGUCUUGGCUGCAGCCGGGAACCUACUCAUUAUUGCUGCUUUCACAGCCACCCUGCUUCGGGCCCCCAGUACAUGCCCUCUGCUGCAGGGUGGCCCACUGGAGGGAGGUACCCAGGCCAAACAACAGUGAGGCCCCAUCCCUGACCCUGUCCUGGAGGGGGCAGAGGCCAGGCCCCAGUGCUGAUGAGGAGCCCAGAUUUGGGCCUAAUCAGGUGGGGAUGCAUCUCAGCCUGGAACCAACAGGGGCUGAGGAGAGAGGGCACAGGAGAGAGGGCAGAGAAGAGGAGGGGUGUCUAGGGGGACUGGCAGAGUGUGAGAGGGACCGUGAGGGGGCUCUUGAUGGGAGUGGAAGAAGUGCUGAGGGUCUGAGAGGGGAGAUGCAUGCGUGUCCAGGCUGAAGAUGCCCCUAUACUCUGUCAAAGGUUGGGGUGGGGAGGUGUUGGGGUCCUUUCAUCUGGCUCCGUUUCUGGUGCUUCUGGAAGUCUCUGCUCAGCACAGGGAAGAACUAACACGACUAACCUAGGCCUACCCUGAAUUCUUCUUGCUAACCAGGCCGAGAGGCCACACACUUGCCCCCACAUCCCCACAAACCAGGUAAUGCCAGUUUGCCAGCAGCUAUUUGCCUAUAGAGAUGAGUCUGUCCUGGUCAUAACUGUGUGCUCAAGGUGUCCAGGCUUUUGGGGGUGGGCCUAUCUGGGUGCAUUAUGGAUGGUUUGGUGGAUUGAGGUGCGGGGAGGAGGGUCCUAGGCUAGAGGGGGGAUCCCUAGUUAGACUUUGGGAAGCCACCUUCAAUGUUUUCUGGAACAAGGCAGGUACAAAUAAAAAAAUAAAACUUUGGAAAGCA